CAAUUCCUGAUAAUGAAGCCAAUACGGCUGUUUUUCAUUAUAAAAAAGUGAAAUCUCCUUUAUUAGAUAAAGCCAUGCAGUUAUGGAUUGAGCAGGUUGUAGGUAAUCAAAUAUUUUUGACGGAAGCAAUUAUUAAAGAAAAAGCAGAGUUUUUUGCCCGGGCAUUAGGCUUACCAGACGGUGUAUUAAAGUUUUCUAAUGGGUGGGUUCAUAAAUUCAAGAAGAGCAAUAAUUUGCGAAACUAUCGAUUACAUGGCGAAGCAAAUAGUACGCCAUUAGAAUUACUUCCGGGACAAAGAGCCAAGUUACAUGAAAUAAUUGAAAAAUAUCCUUUAAAUAAUGUUUUCAAUGCCGAUGAAACAGGUUUAUUUUUUCGAAUGGCACCGCAUCAAACACUCGUGUCGCAACCACAAUCAGGAUGGAAAAAGGUUUUUUUAAUUUAUAUGUUAGAACCAGAUAAAGAAUUGAGUGGUGAAGAGGAAUCAAGUAAUGAAGAAUCAGAAAGUGAAGAGUCAGAAGACAAAGAAUCAGAAAGUGAAGAGUUAGAUGAAGAAAUCUGA
Molecule: messenger RNA, 560 nt
Organism: Racocetra persica
Lineage: Eukaryota; Fungi; Glomeromycota; Glomeromycetes; Diversisporales; Gigasporaceae
Source: the annotation of a GenBank genome assembly